Molecule: messenger RNA, 1180 nt
Organism: Xenia sp. Carnegie-2017
Lineage: Eukaryota; Metazoa; Cnidaria; Anthozoa; Malacalcyonacea; Xeniidae
Product: axoneme-associated protein mst101(2)-like
Source: RefSeq, a predicted model, not a curated record
CUUCCAAGAUGGAAGAUAGAAAAAUGUAUUAUUGUCAAACAUAAUCUCGUUUUUUAAUUUUUUUGUGAAGAAUGGCGAACUUUAUAUCAAAAAAAGCUCAAGCAAUAGCAAACGAAAAAACAGUAAAUGGCUCAGAAAGUCUCACAAACCAACAUACAACGCAUCUCGACAUUUUAAAAUAUGGAGAUAAAAUAUACGAGAGAAAGUGUGCAGAACUGGAAAAAUUGCGAGAAGAGUCCUUGGCUGAACUGGAGGUGAAACUUUGGCAGAUCGCAAAUGAAGAACGCAACAAAGCUGUUCAGGAAGCAAUUGAACUUGGACAACGCGAAUUGAAACAAUGCCAAGAAAAUGCUGAGAAAGAGAAGGAGAAGGCCAUUGAAGAGGAAUGUCGUUUAGUGGAGGAGUACAUGAAAGAACAAACGCUACAAGAAGUACAGAAGGCAAACGAAGGAUUCCAAGAGCGAUUGCAAAAAGCUCUCGAUGACGCUAGGAUUGAGUUUGAAGUUGAAAAAGAUUCAGCUAUCCGCGAAGCCAGGGAAGAGGAAAUCAACAACGCAUUUGCUGAGGCAUCGCGUUGUUCUGAUUUAGAAGAAGCGCGAAGAAAAAUAAUUUCAGAUGCUGAAAAGGAAAAAGCGGAAGCUUUGAAGAAUCUCAGAUGUCGGAUGGAAGAAAAAGAAAAAGAGACGGUUGCUGAGACCGAAAAGAAAUGUCGUGAAGUAUUUAUGAAAGAAAUGCAGCAAUGUAAAGAAACGCAGUUGGUUGAAAUACAGAAAGUGGAAGAAAAAUAAAACAGCAAAAUAUCGAAUACGAAAAGUUGAAAGAGGAACUUUUACAGAAAGAAAAGAUCCGUCAGAGAACGGAGAAAAAACUCCGAGAAGUUGUCGAAGAAUUUCAGAAUUUUAUCGAUCUAUCGAAAGGAUUUACAAAGGGCCAAUCUGAGUUCUUGCUGCCAGAUAUUAAUUUAUUACAAGACAUGUUAAAAGGCGCCGUUUUGUCUUGUCGGCAUGAACUUCAACAAUAAAAACACUUUAUUUAUGAAAUUAUAUUUAGAGAUGAGCACAUUGGCAUUGAAUUUUGCUCGAAUCAAAAGAUUGUAAAAACAAGUCAUAAACAAAGAACGAGUCUUUGGUUUAAGCGUAUUAAAUAUUUAAGAUGAGGUGUUGAAAAGAUAGUUUUCACG